Penicillium brevicompactum is the source of this 474-nucleotide messenger RNA. Its product is annotated as monothiol glutaredoxin GRX5. The transcript has 3 exons. The record is from RefSeq and is a predicted model, not a curated record. Bases 1 to 474 code for a protein of 157 amino acids. NCBI's taxonomy places the organism in Eukaryota, Fungi, Ascomycota, Eurotiomycetes, Eurotiales, Aspergillaceae.
AUGUUCUCCAGGGCAGUUGCAUCGGCUUUCCGCCCCGUCGCGCGGCCAACCUUCUUGCGCCCCGUCCGUUCCGCGCUUCAGUUCCCUACGGGCCCCUCCAUCCCCUCUGCUCUCCAUGCCCGUCUGAUCUCUGACGAGACUCGCACCGCCAUCGAUAAGGCUGUUUCUUCCGCCCCCGUGGUCCUGUUCAUGAAGGGUACCCCCGAGACACCGCAGUGCGGAUUCUCGCGCGCCAGCAUUCAGAUCCUCGGCCUGCAGGGUGUUGACCCCAAGAAGUUCGUUGCUUUCAACGUUCUCGAGGACGCAGAGCUGCGCUCAGGUGUGAAGGAGUACUCCGAAUGGCCCACCAUUCCUCAGCUCUACCUCGAGAAGGAGUUCAUUGGUGGCUGUGAUAUCCUGAUGUCCAUGCACCAGAAUGGUGAGCUUGCUAAGCUCCUUGAGACCAAGGGUGUCCUCGUUGCGGCCGACGAAUAA